AUGUAUAUAUAUUUAGGAAUUAUUGUAAUUUUAUUUGCAUUUUGUUUUGGGUUUUCAAUACAACGUAAACAAACUUUCAAGCGUCUGUUCAGAAUAGUUGGCUACCAAUUGUAUUAUUACGUACUGGGUGGGAGAGGAGUUCUGGAAGAUUAUGUUUACUUUCGACGCAAUAAAACAUAUUUGUUACCUAAGCCUGGUGAAGUAGCUGUUGUUACUGGAGGUGCCCGAGGGAUAGGAGUGGAAGUGGUGAAGAAAUUGUUACAAUGUGGCAUGCAUGUUGUUAUUGGUUGCCGUAAUGUUGAAGCAGGUGAAAGAGCUGUGAAAAGUAUACGGUCUUGUGGCAUAACAAGUGGAGAAGUAUCAUGUUUCCAACUUGAUGUAGGAUCUUUUAAGUCCAUCAAGACGUUUGCUGGAUUGGUCCUGAAAAGCUUUCCUCGGGUAGAUUUGUUAGUUAAUAAUGCUGGAAUAAUGUUUGUGCCAUAUGCCAAGAGCGAAGAUGGAUUUGAAUCCCAUUUUGCUGUAAAUUACUUGGGACAUUGUUUGCUAACACAUCUGUUGCUGCCACAUAUGAUAGACACUGCUAAAGAGAAGGAAACUAAUUGUCGAAUAGUGAAUGUAUCCUCCUGUGCUCAUUUAGCUGGUUCAAUUAACUUCAAAGACUUGUCUAUGAGUACUGACUACAUUCCGAGCGCAAGCUAUGCACAAUCAAAACUGGCACAAGUGAUUUUUACCAAGUCUCUGGAUUCGAAGUUGAGAAACCAUAAUAUUCCAGUUCAAGUGCACGCUGUUCAUCCAGGCAUUGUGAACACUGAUUUAUUUGAUGGAACAUUGCUCAAGAUAAUUGCUCCUUGGAUACCGCCUUUAUUCUUUAAGACACCAGGACAGGGAGCAGAAACCAUCAUUCAUGCUUGCUUGGCCCCUGCUGUGGAAGGUCAUGGUGGUUCUUACCUCAGCAACUGUCGGGAGACAGCAGUCAGCCCACAAGCAACUUCGAAGGAAGUUCAGAACAAACUGUGGAGUGUUAUGCUAUCCUGUAUAGAAGCAGAGAAAUUUGCAGAUUUGUUAGAGUAAAUCCCCAGGAUGGUAAUUCAUUCUGUAUAUACUUUCUGUUAAUAUUUGUUAAAAUCUUAGAAUUAAAGUGAAUUUAUAUCAGUGAAAUA
Messenger RNA from Cryptotermes secundus, 1160 nucleotides. Its product is annotated as retinol dehydrogenase 12. The transcript has 6 exons. The coding region runs from base 1 to 1071 and encodes 356 amino acids. The record is from RefSeq and is a predicted model, not a curated record. NCBI's taxonomy places the organism in Eukaryota, Metazoa, Arthropoda, Insecta, Blattodea, Kalotermitidae.